AGGAAUCUGUGGUGCACCGCUAUGUUCAAGGUCCACGAUAAAUCUACCUCACACUAGUGAAGCUAAAUCUGUUUUCCCGUUUGUUAUAUGCAUUUCUUGGUUUCGUAAAUAAGUGCAACGUUACAUGACAAGGUUAUAAAUUGUUCCAAUUCAUAACAGCGUGUAAAAGAGACGUCUUAAUGGUUUUGUUAAUCUAAAACAAGAACGGAAGUCGUCACUUUAUGGCCUAAGAUGAACACAGAGUGAACCGUCCAUAUCACCACUGAAAUGUCUCUGCCAAAGAUCUCCCGUCUCCCCUCAGUGAAGCUGCUGAGCUCCAUCCACCACCAGCAGCUGCUGCUCCUCCGCUCCGUCUCCCCUCUCUCUGUCCCCAGAAGAGCUCUGUAUCAGGGUGAAUACAGACGACCCGGCCAGACCAGAGAAAAGCUCUCGCAGCCUCUAAAAAACUUUGACUUCUCAAAGGGUUUGGAAGGGAUUAAGAAGCAUCUCGCGCUGCUGAAGAAGGAGUUUUCGGACCGCUUUGUUGGUCCAGAGGGCAGGCCGCUCUCUGAGCACUUGCUGGAGCAGAACCGGGUGGUGUGGGAGUUCAGAGGUCCGGAGAGCCUGGAGCAGUGGACGGUGUCCUCAGAUCGAGAGAUAGGAGGCCAUAGUGAAGCUCACUUGAAGCUUGGAAAAAACAACACCACCUGUUUUCUGUACGGGACUCUGAACUCGACUCCUCCAAGGGACGGAGAAACACGCUACAGUGGCUACUGCACCCUGCGCUCAAAGCAACCACUGUCAUCAUUCGAUCGAAAAAAGCACCACGAUUGGACCAGUUUCAACACCCUGCAUUUGCGAGUGCGCGGCGACGGCCGUCCUUGGAUGAUCAACAUCGCCACAGAAACAUACUUCUCUCACCAAAGGGAUGACAUAUACAAUUAUUUCCUGUAUACCAGAGGAGGCCCCUACUGGCAAGAUGUCAAGAUACCGUUCUCCAAGUUCUUCCUCACGAGUCGCGGGAGGAUACAAGACACCCAGCAUGCUAUUUGGCUGGACAAGGUAAACACCGUUGGGUUCACCUUGGGGGAUAAAGCAGACGGUCCGUUCCAGCUGGAGAUCGAUUUUAUCGGCGUCUGCAAAGAUUACGCACACACUGAGGAGUUUGCCUAUGAGCUGCACAAAAGGAAUCCUGAAGUUUGAGAGCAGCUGAUACUCUGCAGAUGAACUGUUAUACAGACACUGUCAAUAAAAAAAUGUACUUGUAAA
Messenger RNA from Plectropomus leopardus (leopard coralgrouper), 1248 nucleotides. It is a transcript of the gene ndufaf1, whose product is annotated as NADH:ubiquinone oxidoreductase complex assembly factor 1. Gene Ontology annotation, biological process: mitochondrial respiratory chain complex I assembly; mitochondrial electron transport, NADH to ubiquinone. Lineage: Eukaryota; Metazoa; Chordata; Actinopteri; Perciformes; Serranidae. Gene Ontology annotation, cellular component: mitochondrion. The record is from RefSeq and is a predicted model, not a curated record.